Medicago truncatula (barrel medic) is the source of this 624-nucleotide messenger RNA. Its product is annotated as agamous-like MADS-box protein AGL61. Gene Ontology annotation, molecular function: DNA-binding transcription factor activity, RNA polymerase II-specific; protein dimerization activity; RNA polymerase II cis-regulatory region sequence-specific DNA binding. Gene Ontology annotation, biological process: positive regulation of transcription by RNA polymerase II. The transcript has a single exon. NCBI's taxonomy places the organism in Eukaryota, Viridiplantae, Streptophyta, Magnoliopsida, Fabales, Fabaceae. Bases 1 to 624 code for a protein of 207 amino acids. The record is from RefSeq and is a predicted model, not a curated record.
AUGUUAAAGAAAAAGUUUAGUUUGGGUCGUCAAAAAAUUCCUAUUGAAAAAAUACCUAAAAAAAGUCAUUUACAAGUUACAUUUUCUAAGCGCCGUUCUGGACUUUUUAAGAAGGCUAGUGAGCUUUGCACUCUUUGUGGGGUGGAAAUUGCAAUUGUGGUUUUCUCUCCGGCCAAUAAGGCAUUCUCAUUUGGCCAUCCAGAAGUCGAGUCUAUCAUUGAUCGUUAUCUUAGUCGAAACCCUCCACAAGAGUCUAGUUCUCACCAGCUUGUUGAGGCUCAUAGAAAUGCUAAUGUUCGCGAUCUCAAUGUGCAACUAACUCAACUUCUUAGCCAUCUUGAGAUUGAGAAGAAGCAAGGGGAAGAGAUAGAUCAUGUGAGAAAAGCUAGGCAAAUGCAAUUUUGGUGGGAAAGCCCUGUUGAUGAACUUGGCUUGAAUGAAUUGCUCCAAUUAAAGGUUUCUAUUGAGGACCUCAGGAAGAAUCUUGGAAAAAUUGCUAGCAAAUGCAUGAUGGAACAAUCCAAUGUUUCUUCAUCAAAUAUUGGAGCUAAUGGAUUUUUAGGUGUAGGGAUUAAUAUUGCUUCCCCACUUCCUAAUAGCUAUUAUCUAGGUUUUCGAAUUUGA